UUAAAAUUUGGUAUUUCAAAAGCCGGAGCUAUAACUUAUUGGAUUUGCGUGUGAAAUGCGUAUAACGUUUUUCAAUUUUAAUAAGAAAAAUGUUUAACAAAGUUCUACAACGAGCUCUAAAAUUUCGUUUGAAAAAGAGUUAUCCUACUAAUAUUUAUGAUUUGAAUAGAGGAGCGGCGAUCGCUGUUCGCCGUCCGUAUAGCGAUGAAGUAAAACGGGCUCAAGCUUCUAGCGUAGCAAGUCCGGGUCCAACUAUAUUCGACAAAAUAAUUUCCAAAGAAAUAAAAGCUGAUAUAAUAUACGAAGAUGAAUUUUGCCUGGCGUUUAACGAUGUUUCUCCUCAGGCGCCGGUUCACUUUUUAGUCAUACCAAAGAAAAGAAUUCCUAGAUUGCAAGAUUGCGAAUCUUCUGAUAAAGAGCUACUUGGUCAUCUAAUGAUAGUGGCAAGGUCCCUUGGUGGAGAACGAGCUCCAGCUGGGUGGAGGUUGGUGAUUAAUAAUGGCAGACAUGGAGCUCAAUCUGUCUACCACUUACAUUUACAUGUACUUGGUGGACGUCAGAUGGGAUGGCCACCUGGCUAAGUUGAAUCAUGAGAAUGGAAUAAGUAAAAGAUGUUAAUUAGGGUAAAUAAAAAUUGGCAUAUUUAUGGAAAUUUCAAUAUAUAUAUUUGAUUUUGACUAAAUGGAUGUUUCGAUGAACAGAGACCAAUAUAAUUUGCUGUUACUAAUGCAUAUAAUACUACUCUUUUAAUUUUUAACAUAACAUCUAUAAUGAAAUGUAGGACAAUAUUGGAAUGUUAUCUAUAAAUUCUGAAGGUUAAAAUUAUUUAUCUUGUUUGUUUAAUGAUAGAGCUAUUUCUUUGCUUGAGAAACAUGCUUCUGUCAAUUUAACUUAAAUAAAAUUCUUUAUUUGGACUACUUUCUGUAGUUUUAGCUUAGAGAAUAAAAGUUUCAAUUUAUUCUGUUUGCCCCAAUACUAUGUAAGUAUUUGUACCAGGCAGACAUUAUAAAACAAUAAAGUGAGACCAGUCAAUCUCUGGUAGGCAAAACAAGGCAAUAAAACAAUUGCCUAUAGGAAAAAAUAUUAUUCAUCAUAGUAAAUUAUGAAAUCUAAUGAUCUCCACCAUGGAUACAGAUAGCACUUCAAAUACAAUACAACUUUUUCUCAACUUUUCCCAUAUAAGUUGUCCACUCUUUAUUAUAUAAUUUACAUGCUCAAAACAUACUAAAGAUUUAUAAGGCCAUUUUAGUAUUUAGUGCAAUAAAUCAGCCAAAUUAGUAUAAGGAUUUUAUUUGCAAUUGAAUUACUUUAAAUAAUGUAUAAAGUUAUGUAAUUUUUAAUUAUAAUUAUAACACUACAGUUUGAUAACAGCCAGUGAUGAAAUCUAAAUUUUUGUUUACAUUAACUUUACAAAAUUUUCCUAGUGUUUCUUUAAUUUAAUAUUUUCUGGGAAAAAAUAAUUUUAAAAGAUACUGUAAAACAUAGAUUAUAUUAUAAACUAUACCGUUAUUAGCUAGCGUAAAAAGCCAAAAACAGACUGUAAUUAGAUGAAUCUCAAAAUAUAACAGUCAGAUUGAAAAACAAAUCUAGUCAUGACUUAGUCUUCUUUUUAAUGAAUGUUACUAAUAAAUGAAUAUUUUAAUAGUAUUAAAUACAAAAGUAUAAUUUUAAACCACAUUAAGGGAAGGUGCAAUAUUUUCAAUUUUAUAUUCUGUUUAAAUAAGAUCAGUUAAAAAUGAUAUUUACUAUUGAAGACUGGUUUCGAAUUGACUAUACAUUCUUAUCUGGUUUCCAUUAUUUCGACGUUUCAAGUAAUUUAUAAAAAAGGAAGAAGUUUAAAAACACCCCAACUUUUACCGAAAUUAUUGUAAAUUUAUGUAUAUAUAUAUAUAUAUAUAUACCUUAUCAUAUUGUGCCCAUACAUCAAGAUUAUUAAAUAUAUUAUGUUCGCAUCUUCCCUUCUUUUUAAUCCAUGCUAUAUUUAUCAUGUAUUUAUAUUACUUUUAAAACGAAAUAUAAGUAAUUGUUUUUUAUAUGGAAAAAAAUUUCAUCUUUUUUAUUAGAAAUAUUCAUUAAAAUUUUCACAAUCUGGAUUAAUAAUUUCGCCACUGUGUGUUCGUCAAACUGUGGUAUUUGUGGUAUAUUUAAAAAUCGUUAAAAAAUUUAAUCUCAUUUUGUUAAUCCACACAAUGUUACAAAUUACAUCGAUGUUAACUUGUGAGAAAUUAGGAACUAUUUUUUGUAAUAAUAUUAAAAAUAACUUCUAAUUAUCAUACAUUUACAAAUUUAUAUGCUAAAAUAAUUAAAAAAGGGGAAUAUUAGGUAUAGAAUGGUGGUUAAAAAAAAUAUUGGUUGUGGGUGCAGACAAAUAAGUUUCAAACGUUUUUGUAGAAAAAUGUUGAGAAUCAAUUUGUAUCUUGCUCUUGAGUACGUUUCGAAUUUAAUUAUGUAUUAAAUUCUGUAACCAAUUACAAUAAAGUUUCGUUUUACC
Molecule: messenger RNA, 2491 nt
Organism: Pieris napi
Lineage: Eukaryota; Metazoa; Arthropoda; Insecta; Lepidoptera; Pieridae
Product: adenosine 5'-monophosphoramidase HINT1-like
Exons: 2
Coding region: 90-581 (163 amino acids)
Biological process (GO): purine ribonucleotide catabolic process
Cellular component (GO): cytoplasm; nucleus
Molecular function (GO): hydrolase activity
Source: RefSeq, a predicted model, not a curated record